GUGAAAGUGAGCCUUUGCGAGGAUAACUUCAAAGAAAGGGCGGAGAUCCGAAGGCGGAAAUAAGGCUGAACGAAUUGGAGGUCUGGGCGCGCAUCACCAUCUCGCUCGCGACUUACACUGAGCGUUCCGUAUCAAAAAAUCCGAUAGCUCACAUCCGGCUUUGGACGCAUACGCUUUGGAACGUCUUUGGACUUUCGUCCCCUUUUUAAUUCCUGCUCUUUCCAUCUUCUAUCUCUCAAUCUGCUCCUGUCUUCUCCGUCCACAUCCUCUACAAUGGCAGACCGACCCUCAACGCCACCACAGGCAACCCGCUCCUCUGGCAGACUCCCCCCAAACCCGCUCACCCCGGAGCAAAUUCGAAGAAUGGAAGAAGCCCGCCUAAAAGCCAAAGCCCUCGCGCAAUCCACCACCACCAAAAUGACAACCCCGACCGCCCCCCAGCCCGUCCCAGUCUCCGGCACGAAACGUCCCUACUCCUCUCUAGCUCCCUCCUCUGUCCCUAAAACCUCCCGCAUCGUAUCCACCAGCACUAACACCGGAAUGACACAACCGCCUUCCAAUGACUUCAUCCAGCCGGCCAAAAACUUCGGCCGCUCCGAGUACAUCGAAUAUGACUUUUCUAAAAUGACGGACACGAAGGGUGGGUUUUUGAGUACGAUCGAUGAUCCACAUAACAAGGCCAUGUGGAGUGGGCGCGGGAAAGAAGAGGAGCAGAAGCCCGAGGGAAUGACGCUUGCGGAGUGGGAGCGCGAGCGUGUUCGGCGGAAGUUAAGGGAGAAUAGGGCCGGGGUGUAUGAGCCUGGUAUCUCCAUCCUAAACGCAGACGAUGGACGAGAAGACGAAUUAGCCGAGGGUACUGCUUCAGGAGAAGAGUUCAAGGGCAAAUACAACGACGGACUCCGCGAUAUUCCCGGCAAAUGUCGCGAAUGCAGGAGUUUAGAAGUGGACUGGAAAUGGGCCGAUGUCUUCUCGAUAUCCAUCUGCGCCGCCUGUCGCGAAAAAUACCCAGACAAGUACUCACUGCUUACUAAAACGGAAGCCCGUGAAGACUACCUCUUAACUGAUCCGGAGCUCAAAGAUGAAGAACUCUUGCCCCAUCUCGAGCGCCCAAAUCCCCACAAAACAAACUGGAAUAACAUGCAGCUAUUCCUACGUCUGCAAGUCGAAGCCUACGCCUUCUCGCCUAAGAAGUGGGGAUCGCCGGAAGCUUUAGACGCUGAGUAUGAGAAAAGACAGGGCAUUGCGAAAGCCAGGAAGGAGAAGAAAUUUAAGAACAAGCUCGAGGAUUUGAAGAAAAGGACGAGGGUGGAGGCGUAUAAACGCGCGAAGUUAGGGGGGCAGGGAGAAGGAGCGAAUUUUGGUGAUCGGAUUAAGGGAUGGGGGGAUAGACAUGUGCAUGAGUGGGGGAGGAGUGUGUUGGAUCCGGAAACGGGCAUGAUGAGGAAGAGGUGUGAAGAGUGUGGGAUGGAGGUUGAGGAGUUGGAGUUUUAA
Lindgomyces ingoldianus is the source of this 1491-nucleotide messenger RNA. RefSeq names its product DNA repair protein. Gene Ontology annotation, cellular component: nucleotide-excision repair factor 1 complex. The record is from RefSeq and is a predicted model, not a curated record. The transcript has 2 exons. Bases 274 to 1491 code for a protein of 405 amino acids. NCBI's taxonomy places the organism in Eukaryota, Fungi, Ascomycota, Dothideomycetes, Pleosporales, Lindgomycetaceae. Gene Ontology annotation, biological process: nucleotide-excision repair involved in interstrand cross-link repair; nucleotide-excision repair, DNA damage recognition; base-excision repair. Gene Ontology annotation, molecular function: damaged DNA binding.